Molecule: messenger RNA, 4562 nt
Organism: Ficedula albicollis (Collared flycatcher)
Lineage: Eukaryota; Metazoa; Chordata; Aves; Passeriformes; Muscicapidae
Gene: MIER2
Product: MIER family member 2
Exons: 13
Coding region: 663-2318 (551 amino acids)
Biological process (GO): negative regulation of transcription by RNA polymerase II
Cellular component (GO): nucleoplasm
Molecular function (GO): histone deacetylase binding; transcription corepressor activity
Source: RefSeq, a predicted model, not a curated record
UAAUCUGAGUGAUUGUUCCAUUCCACAUGUGUUUAAAUUUGGGCAUGGAAUGGGCCAUUUGCUUUUCUACCACUUGUUUCUUGUUUCCUCAGCCCCAGAAGUGCUGGUUAUUCCAUGGUGACUCCAGCAUUCCCACUUGCUCUGGUGCUCCAUUACUGCUUCAGAGAACUAAACUCUUGAUAAGUUAUGGAAUUGUCACGCUGUUGUAGUGGCCAAUCCUCCUGCUUUCAGCACCUGGUUAUUAAUAGGAGAUCUCAUUGUUCCUGAAAUAUUCUUGACACCUUUUCAAGCCAGCCUAUCCAUGCCAACAGCUUCAGUCUUUGUUUUCAGGGGCCUUAUUGAUCUGCAGGCAAGGAGGUGCCAUUGAUCUACAGAUCAUUGCCUGAACAAAGUGUGUUCUGCAGAUUGUCCCACGCCUGGAGGGAGUAAGGGUGGACCACACCCUUUCCAUGAAGCCACUGUUUGCUUGGAAGGAUUUAUCCAAGAGGGUUUUAUGUUUGGUCACAUUCCAGCAAAGCCCAACAAAGGCACAUUGAUACUUUCCCAACUUACAAAGACAUUUCCUGGCUUCUGUUGGGCGGCAGAGCCCGAGGGUGGUCGCAUACCCAGCCCGUGGCCUGUGUCCUGGAGAGCCGGCCCUUCCCAGCGCAGCAGUUGUGUCAAUGGGCUCAGCUGAUCAUCGACUGAACCUGGCAGAGAUCCUUUCCCAGAACUAUGGUGUGAGGGAAGAAAGGGAGGAAGAUGAUACUCAGGAGAAGCAGAAAUCUUUAGAAGAGCUGGAGAAGAGUUUCAGUGCCACUCAGAGCAGUGAAAUGCCAUUUGAGGAGCUGCUCGCACUGUAUGGCUAUGAGGCAUCUGAUCCCAUCUCGGAGCAGGACAGUGAGAGCAAUGACAUCACUCCCAACCUCCCUGAUAUGACUCUGGAUAAGGAACAAAUAGCGAAGGAUUUGCUUUCAGGGGAAGAAGAGGAGGAGACACAAUCUUCAGCUGACGAUCUGACUCCAUCCGUCACGUCCCACGAUGCAUCGGACUUAUUCCCAAACCAGCCUGGCUCAAACAACUUCCUUGCUGAUGAAGACAAAGAGCCAUGUUCAUCUCCAUGUGCUUCCUCCAUGGGUGAGGACUCAGAGGUGGAUUCCCUCCCAUCCAACGAGUGUAAGAAGGAGAUCAUGGUUGGACCUCAGUACCAGGCCACUGUUCCCAUCCUCCGCUUAAACAGGCACAGGCAAAAAGUGCUUUUUCUGUUAGCCUAUGAGAAUGAAGAUCAGCUGCUUUGGGACCCAAACAUCCUCCCUGAGAGGGAGGUGGAAGAGUUCCUGUACCGCGCUGUGAAGCGGCAGUGGGACGAGCUGUCUGCCAGCAGCCUGCCAGAGGGAGAGGUGGUCAAGGACAAUGAGCAGGCUUUGUAUGAGCUGGUGAAAUGCAACUUCAAUGCAGAAGAGGCACUGCGGAGGUUACGGUUCAACGUGAAGGUUAUCAGAGAUGAGCUUUGUGCCUGGAGCGAGGAAGAAUGUAGAAAUUUUGAACAUGGCUUUAGGGUCCAUGGAAAAAACUUUCACCUUAUCCAAGCAAACAAGGUCCGCACCCGGUCGGUGGGCGAGUGUGUGGAGUAUUACUACAUGUGGAAAAAAUCAGAGCGCUAUGACUACUUCACUCAGCAGACUCGUCUAGGAAGGAAGAAGUACGUCCUCCACCCUGGAGCCACGGAUUUCACUGACAAUGACCUGGAUGGGGUUGAAGUGGAAAACACGAGUCGUUCUCGGAGCUCUCCACCAAUUCCCUCUGCAGCUGGCUGCCUGGAUGCUCACUUUGGUCAAGAUCAGAUAGCAAUUGAGAGCACGGAGCCCCUGAGUGUGGAGAGCACAGCCUGCAGCCUGGGCAGCAUCAGCGAGUCGGGGCAGGGCUACGAGUGCAGCACCCCCUCGGAGACAAACUGCUCCUUCGACCCCUCGGAGGAGACGUCCUCAGGCGCUGUCCCUGUGCCCUGCCCACGCCACACUGUCACCCCCUCUGAGCCAGAGCUCUUUGCUUUGCCCCCCGCGGGACCAGGACUGGCAGAGAAGCAGGAGACGUUGCAGAACUCUGGUGAGACAAUAACCAUGGACUUCACUCUCCCUGCAGACGUUAAUGAGGGGCUGCCUUUAAUUGCUGGCGCUGUGGAUUUGGACAGAGACCCUGAGGCAGUCGUGGCCCCUGCUCAAGUGUCCUUAUCGGUCACAGAUUUCGGUCUCGUUGGCAUCGGAGAUGUAAAUACUUUCCUGACUGCUCAUCAGGCUUGCCCAGCACCUGUGGCUCGGUCAGAGCCUCUGUCACAGUGAGAGUCUCCAGUCACAAAUUUGUCACAGACCCAGCAAGGACUUUGACCUGACUGAGUGAAAUUCUGGAACUUCCACUGUCCUGUAGGGACAGUUUGGAGCUGUUGGUCGGAAUCCGUCUUUCCAUCCUCCUUGAUCCAAGGCUACAGUGAAACCAAACACCUUUCUGCUCCAGUGUAUCCUGACACAAUCGUGCAAAGUGGUGGCUGGCUUUCCUGAGUGGGGAGGUCCAUCACCCCCCUCCUACACUGACCAUGUGUCACCCCAGGUGAUGCCAGUCCGCUCAGAGAGUCCCUGCCUCGGGACAGGGGACUUGUCCCUUGGCCCCAGUGGGACAGUCUGAGGGCAGAGGUGCUUUCAGAAGAGGGACGUGUCACCAUCAUGGUGAGGGUGCAGGCUGGGGGUCUGAGAGCUUGGGAGGGCUGCAGGGCAUUUUCCUGCAGAGGUGGGUACAGCAAUGCCAAGGGAGGCUGACGAGUCUUGGCCCUUCUCCCACGGGCAGUGUGUUGCAGUAGGAGCCACUCACCCUGUCCUUCUCCCAGCAGCCACAGGUCAUGACAGGCAGGCAUCAUGACACAGCUGCUUGCCCCUCCAGCAGCCACGUGUUCCUGACUCUCCACCAGCUGCAGGUGGGACGUGGUCUGGCCCAGCCCAGCCCUUGGGCAGAAGUGUCAGGUUUUGGAAAGGGACUGUGUGUGGAGCAGCAUCGUGUGCACUUGAGUCCCUCUCACCUUCCUGUGCAGUGCUGGGCCAGGGAGACCUUGUGUGGGGAAUAACAGGAGUUUCUAGACUCACAGUGAUGCUGGCCCAGAGCUGUGGUGAUGCUGCUGCUGCCAGGGGAUGACCUGAUCCACAAUGCAAGAGAGUAAAAUGUGGGUGAAAACAUCCGUAACUUCCCAGUUUGUCCCAAUGAUUUGUCAGCAGAGGGAGGAGGUUGCUUAGCUCCCAGGGUGUGAAGCCUGGGAUAUGGGUCAGUCCCAGGCAGGGGAGCACAGCAUCCCUGGGCAUCCCUGCCCCUCUCUGUGUCACAAAACAGGCUGUUCUGAGAGGGAAGUGUGUCUUUUCUGCCAUGUUCAGAGAGGUGCCAGUGCUGUGCAGGGCCAUGGGAGCCUGUCCUUGGGUGUGCUGGAGUCCAAAGCUGCUUCACUUCCCAGGUGUGUUCCAGGUCUGGGAUUGGCCACUGGCUCAAUGUGUUCUCAUUCCCCUGUUUGCAUGCAGGGAAUGCUCUCCACUCACCUGCUGGGAAAGGCUCUGGUGCAGACAGUCCUUUCUUCCAGCUGUGUUCCACAGUUGGGAAGGGGCUUGGGUUGAGGGGUUUUGCUUGCUCUGGUAGAGGUCUUGGGCUGUGAUUGUGCACUUGGCUCUGCUGCCAGUGCAUUUUGGCAGGUACCUAAACCCAUGAGCCUGCAUCCUCCUUUUACCUGGCCCUGGGAAGUUGUGCCCAGCCCUGCAGCUGCAUCAAACAGCCCCAUGGGAUGUCAGAAUUAGACCUUGUCUCAUCUCCUAAACCCCAGAUCUGGUUUGUGUGCUUUAGUAGGGAUUUGCUUCGGUCCCCAGCUCUGUGCUGGGAGGUGCUGAGCCCCAGCACGUGCAGGUGCCCUCACCUGGCAUGGCUUUGUCAGCCAGAUGUGCUGGCCAGAGGCCUCCCUCCAGUUGCUCCUGGCUGCUGGGAACAGAAAGCAAACACGAAUGCCCGCUCCAUAGUGGAACUGCCCAGGCUGUGAUUCCCCUUUUCUGGGGGUGAGAGGAAACUCCUUGGCUGAAGGGAGAGGAGGAGGCAGGGUGAGAGCACAGGCAGCCCUCCCAGGGAGGGCCAGGCCUUGGCAUCUCCUCCAUCGGCUGAGAACAUUCUUAGUUUUCCUGAAACCAUUUUUUCUUUUUGGUUUAUUUCAAGCCCUAGUGAAAGGAGAGGGGAGCUGGCUGAGGCAGAAAUCUCUUAAUGUCCUUCAGUGUUGUUCACAGAUUUGCAUGGGGUCUUUCAACAUGAGUGCAGCGCUUUUUCCACUUAACUUUGAGGGAGAGGGGUGAAAAAGGCUGGGAUGGGGCGGGGGGAGUCACUGGGAGAGAAGGUUUGGUUCUGGUUUUUUUUGUUGGGGUUUUCUUUUUUCCUUCUUACAAAGCACAUUCACUUUGAGCCACUCCCAAUGCUGGACUCUUUUCUCCCUUGCCCCCCAGCCCUACACUGUGAAGUGACACUGCCUUGAAGACCCCUCGCCAUUAUUUAUUUAAUUAAAAACCUAAUUUGAA